Messenger RNA from Centruroides sculpturatus (bark scorpion), 736 nucleotides. RefSeq names its product coiled-coil domain-containing protein 174-like. The transcript is spliced from 6 exons. The record is from RefSeq and is a predicted model, not a curated record. Gene Ontology annotation, cellular component: nucleus. The coding region runs from base 104 to 736 and encodes 210 amino acids. Lineage: Eukaryota; Metazoa; Arthropoda; Arachnida; Scorpiones; Buthidae.
AUCGACAUCUGGCGUCGUAUUUGUGUACGAAGGUUAAUGAUGGAAGAUUUGCGUUUUGUAUCUCCAUACACUCAUUACGGAUAAUUUGUUGUUUACGCUUGCCAUGACUACGGAAAAGAGAAUUAAUAUCAAUUUCUCGUCUCUGAUAGACUUGAAAGCUGAACUUUUUAAGAAGCAAGAAGCUCUCAAAGCUGAAAAACUGAGAAGAGAAUUCGGACAACCUUCAGCAGAGCCUCCUAAGAAGAAAUCAGUGAAGCAGAAUGCUGGUGUACAAGAAAGAGCUAAGAAAGAUCUUGAAGAAAAGCCUGUUUCACAAGAAGAAAUUGAUUUACUUCAACAGUCAAGAACUGUUCUGGAGAAGAAAGCUAAAAUUUAUGAAAGUUUAACAGAUGGAAAUGUACCAAAUGAUGAAGUAAAAGAAUUAUAUUUAGUAGACUUUCAAAGAAAAGUACUUGAUCAGAAAAAAUUAGGAAAACCUAAAGAAGUUGAGAAAAAAAUUGCUAAGGGCAGACAAAGAUGCUGUGGACAAGAACACUCUUCCAGGAGUCUACAGAAUCCUGGUUACAGACAAACGGAGGCAGAAUAUGAUGUUCUACAUCGGAGCUACUGGAAGAUCCAUCAAACAAAGGCUGUUAGAGCACCAGAGAAACAUAAGAAAAGAACAGCCGUGCACAGCGUUGGCGACGUACGUCUUAGCCGACCCACAAGAGGUCAAAGCGGAGUGGGACUGAGCUAA